Messenger RNA from Colletotrichum acutatum, 1524 nucleotides. Its product is annotated as fungal-specific transcription factor. The record is from RefSeq and is a predicted model, not a curated record. The annotation marks the transcript as partial. Gene Ontology annotation, molecular function: DNA-binding transcription factor activity, RNA polymerase II-specific; sequence-specific DNA binding; zinc ion binding. Gene Ontology annotation, biological process: DNA-templated transcription; positive regulation of transcription by RNA polymerase II. NCBI's taxonomy places the organism in Eukaryota, Fungi, Ascomycota, Sordariomycetes, Glomerellales, Glomerellaceae. The transcript has 6 exons.
AUGCCGCGAUCAAGUUUCUCAGAUAACCCCCUGCUGCGGGUAUCGCGGCCUGUAUCGGCCUGCUCGCGAUGUCGAGCUGCAAAAGUCAAGUGUGAUGGCAAGCUUCCAGCCUGCACUGCCUGUGAGAAGGCAGGUCGCGAAAAUGAGUGUUCCUCGGCCAAUGAUCAGUUCGCUAGAGGCAAGGAGAGAAGUUAUGUAGCGGCCCUGGAGCUUAGAGUUGAAAAGCUGGAGAAGCGGUUGGCGUUUGCGAGAUCGCGCAAGGCAUCGGUUAAUCUUCAUGAUGUCGAUGAAGCGACGGCGGCUCCUGCUGACCGUAAGGACUCUCUGGCCAACAUUCGAGCCGCGAUCCACCGCAAAGCUGCCCGUAAGAGGGAGGACUCGGAUGUCAACGCACUUGUGUCUGACUUCGGCUUCUUAUCCGUCAACGCAACAACUCGCGAUUUUGAACCAUCCGUGAGCGGCAUGACGUUCGCCCGCCUGGUGCUAGCUGCCGCGACCAACGACGAGGUAACGGAUCCAACGGAGGACAGUUUCCCAACCAGAGCAGAGGCCUUUGCCACUGUCCAGUAUUACAUGGCCAACAUCUACUCACUGUUCCCGUCAUUCUCGGAGACUCACCUACUCACCGUCUUGGACGAUGUCUAUCAGCAAGAUGAAAGAGUCAAGGACAGGCUCAAGGAUGCCGACUUCUGGCUACUGUACAUGGUUCUCGCUAUUGGAUAUGCGGCUCAGAGCAGAGAUAAAAACGAUGACUUCUCUCGCCGCGGUCUCGACUUUGUCGCUCGCGCCUUGCCUUUUGCUGACAAGGCACUGAUGCCUGGAUAUCCAAGCCAGAUUCAGUCGCUCAUCCUCUUCACGCAAUACUCAAUGCUCGACCCUGGCCAUUUCGACAGCUGGUACCUGAUCGGAUUUGCGAGUCGUGCUGUGGUUGACUUGGGAUUCCAUCAAGAUCCGCCGCAGCUCCAGGUUCCCGAUAAGGCUGCUCUCGACCUUCGGAGGAAAAUGUUUUACUGCGUAUAUGCACUUGACCGGAUGAUCAGCAUGGUUCGCGCCAGAUCCUUCUCCUUCACAGAUGAUUCCAUCAAUGUCGAGUAUCCCAGCAACUCUGGGUUGACUUCUGGUCCGAUCACUGGCCCUCAAUCAGCAGACUCGGCGUUAGUCUUGUUCCAGCUUCGUCGACUCCAGUCCGAGUGGUAUCAAACACUAUUCCAGGGAGACGCAGCGCCACUUUCAGAUGCCGCCUCCUUCAUUUGGCAGAUGUGCCUGGAAAUGAGAGAGUGGCACGAAUCACUGCCUGAUAACCUACCUUCGGGCAUCCGCGAGUUCUUCGAGCUCGAGCUGAGAUACAGCUACAUUCACUGUCUUGCGCCUAGCGAUCGCCAGCCACACCUGACUGAUUACACCCGCAAACUGAUUUUUGAAAAUGCCAUCGCAUACAUGAACACAAUUCACGGUGUCGUCCAUGGUUCUGUCAACACCGCCUUCUACUCCUCGCUCGACGCUCUCAAGGUCUUCUUCGUGGCA